GUACUCACUAGCUUCCAGCAGGAUAGACUAACAUCACCGGCAUAAUCUGGAUUAUUAACAAUGCUCUCUUGCUUAGUUCAUUAUUAGAAAUCAGAUUAUGUGCAGUGAUUGUGAUAUAUAAAGUAUACAGCUGAAUAGUUACUGUGGCCUGGAAUGAACAACAAUUACAAGCAAACUCAAUCAUUCAUUCAAACACCAUGUCUCAAUCCAAUCCUUCAAUCGUGAUCGUCCCAGGAGCCUGCGCCCUACCUGAACUCUACGAUCCGGUGACUACAAGAAUCGCAAGCCAGGGCUACGAAAUCCACACAGUUAGGCUACCCAGCGUGGGCCCCAGCGAUGGUCCCCUCCCGGAGCCCGGCACCAUGUAUGACGAUGCGGCAGCGAUUGCGCGUGAGAUUGAACGGCUAGUGGAACAAGGAAAGGAGGUCGUUGUGAUCGCGCACUCGUAUGGCGGGACGCCCGCCAGCCAGAGCAUACAGGGUCUGAUCAAGAGGGAGGGCAGCAAGGAUGCUGGUGGGGUGGUACGCCUGGCGUAUAUGACGGCGGUGGUGCCUCCCGAGGGCAGGUCGACCGCGGACGUAUUGGGUAGUCUUCCUAUGGACAUCUCCGUCGAUGAUCAAGGAUGGAUGAGUCUCGUCGACACCGCGGCCUUCGCAGCCACAGCCUUCUCCGAUAUGCCCCCCGACGAGGGCAAGACAUGGGCUCGACAGUUCACACACCAUUCAGCAGCCAGCUUGGCUAAUACCUUGACGUAUGCAGGGUACAAGAACGUCCCUGUCGCGUAUCUGCUGUGCACUGACGACUUGGUUAUUUCGCCAGACGUGCAGCAGAAGAUGAUUGAUACGGUUGCAAGUGAGAGUGGGCGGGAGGCGGACGUGACAAGAAUUCCCACUGGCCAUGUUCCUGUUGCAAGUGCUCCGGAACUCGUGGUGGAUUGGAUUCUGAAGAUUGUAGGCUGGGAGGAGAAGUGAGACAGCCGUUGGGGAAGAGCACAGUGUUGGUUAGGCACAUGGAAACAUAUAAUUCUAUGGCGCUCAACCACCGAGAAAAGGGGCCGACAUCGGUUCCUAACAGUCC
Molecule: messenger RNA, 1077 nt
Organism: Aspergillus piperis CBS 112811
Lineage: Eukaryota; Fungi; Ascomycota; Eurotiomycetes; Eurotiales; Aspergillaceae
Product: alpha/beta hydrolase
Exons: 1
Coding region: 198-971 (257 amino acids)
Source: RefSeq, a predicted model, not a curated record